AUGUCAUCUACGCUUUGGAAGAUCCUCUCGUUUGUGGGAAUCAGGAGACAGGAUGAUUGUGACUUGUCGCCGAUUCCUGACGCAGAUCCCAUCAUGUACAGCACCCCAGAGAGACUCCCAACAAAGACUACAUCUCCUGGCCUGCGUGGAUCAAUCACCAAGAAGCACGUAACGUUUUCGCCCAAGGCGGAGAAUAUCCCCAUAUAUGAUCUCGUUCAUGCAGAUAUACCAAAGGGUGAGACCCCAAUUCGCCUUAUGCGUGAAUGUGCUGCGCGAGCCAGCCCCUCUGUGAACGAUGAGCUUACCUCUAGAAUUAACGAUCUCGAACAGCUUAUAGCCGAUAUAAAGGGUGAAAACGAGGCCCUCGUGGCUGAGAACAAGCGCUUACACACCGAGAAUAGAAUCCUGCACGAUGAAAGAAGGCGAUUGGCGAAUAGUACUGCAAGCGACAUAUCGUCGUGA
Molecule: messenger RNA, 462 nt
Organism: Giardia duodenalis
Lineage: Eukaryota; Fornicata; Diplomonadida; Hexamitidae
Exons: 1
Coding region: 1-462 (153 amino acids)
Source: RefSeq, a predicted model, not a curated record